GAUUGUUGGGAGGGCAGCCUGCCCUCCCCAAGCAUGCUGGGCCGUGUUCUAUGGUGUGGGUUGCUGACGUGCCAAGUAUGGGCGGCCACCCUGGACUGCGUGCCAGGCAACACCCUGCAGGCCACAACCUUUGCCGAGCUGCAAACCGCGUUCCAAGGUGCCCUGGACACCUGCAUUCGAAUAGACGCUGACAUUGUCGUCGGCAGUACCCUAGGAGUUGCAGCUGGUCGAAUAGUGAAAGCUUUCUCGGAGACCGUGGCUGUUCUUGAUGGUGGGAACACCUUCAGUGGAGGUGUUUCCAACAAUGAUGGUAUUCAAAUUUUUUCCGUUUUGGGCGACCUCAUCUUGGAGAAUCUGACGGUUCAAAAUGGCUAUGCUGCCGCUGGAGGUGCGUUGGAUGUUCAGAGUGGGAGCUUAGAAGCUUACAAUGUGAUCUUUCAGAACAACUUCGCAUCUACAAGUGGUGGCGCUUUGUGGUCUGAUGAUGCUUCCUCCCUCCUAUUUGCAGACUGCAUAUUUCAGAGCAACGCUGCUGGUGGAGUUGGUGGCGGUGCAUGUCAUAUUGCUGAGACUCUGGGGGUGGCAAGUUACAACUUCCAGAGGUGUUGGUUUGUCAGCAAUGUCGCCAGUUCUGGCCAAGGCGGUGCUUUGCGGCUGGAGACGCCUGAGGCCGUUCACAUCGGAUUGGAGAAUGUGCUGUUCAACACGAACAACGCGACCUCCGACAACGACGUGUAUUGCGAUCUGAGCCAACGAACUAGACUGAACUUGAAUGGCUCGGUGCUCGAAGACAUCUCAUACAACUUGCUUUUUGGGACCUGUGUCUCCAGCUGCAAAGACAAUGUUUUCAUUGACUGCGCCGAGGCGCGGCAAAACACCUGGACCUGGACCUCCUCGGCCACCGGCGAUGAAGCUGUGGCCGCCAUGCAGAUUGCAGCCGAUGGCAGUAUCGUGGUGGUUGGCAGCACCCAAUACUAUUUGGGCGGCUCCGAUGGCGCCCUAGAGGACAUUUUCAUGGCACAUCUGGAUGUGGCAGGAAACUUGAAAGGAUCGAAGCUGAUCGAGGGUACCGGGUCGGAUCUUGCAAAUGCCAUGCAGCUCGACUCCUCUGGCAAUGUUUUCAUUGCAGGCUCGACCACCAGCGGCCUCGAUGGCAACCCCAAUGCUGGGAAUGAAGAUUAUUUCAUCAUCAAGCUCAAUAGCGCUGGGGUCACGCAAUGGACCUUCCAGUUCGGUACUAGCAGUUCUGAUGCAGCGCUGGCCCUUUGUUUGGACGGCUCUGGAAACGUUCUGGUGGCGGGCCGUACGCUUGGGGUCCUGGAUUUCUCGAAUCUGGGCAGUGGUGACAUUUUCAUUACGAAGCUGGACACUUCAGGGUCCUCCCUUUGGACCACUCAGACGGGAAGUACCAAUGACGACUGGCCCCUGGCCAUUCAAGCCGAUGCAGCGGGGAAUGCUGUGGUGGCAGGCUACACGGAGGGUGAUAUGGACAACAAUGCCAAUGCAGGCGGCAAGGAUGUCUUUGUCCUGAAGAUCUCUUCUUCUGGCUUCCCCAUCACAUGGGUGUACCAGCUUGGAAGCUUGGAUGAUGAUGUCGCCAAUGACCUUAAACUGGACUCUUCUGGCAACAUCUACGUCACAGGCUACACCAAAGGAUCUAUGGACUUCCAGUACUGGGCCGGUGGCAAGGACCAGUUUAUCCUCAAGCUUGACAGUGCUGGGACGAAUCAGUUCACUUAUAUUCAGGGCACUGCCCUGGACGAAGAGGCCUUCGCAUUGCAAUUGGAUGCUGUAGGUGAUGUGGUGAUCGCUGGCCGUGCCUCGGGCGGCUUGGAUGGCUAUCCCGUGGUUGGCGGCUCCGAUCUUUUCUUUCAGAAUGUCGAUGGUGUAAACGGUUGGCACCGCUGGACGCGCAUGCUUGGAACCACAGGUGACGACUCGGUUUUGGAUCUUCAAAUCGAUGCUUUUGGCAAUUAUGUCAUUGCCGGCUAUGUGAAUGGCCAGUUGGAUGGCAGUGCUUGGACAGCUGCAGAAGGGCAAGAGGCCUUUGUCAUGAAGGCGGCCAACCACGGCCAGAACCCAUUGAGUUGUUACUUUUGCUUUCCGUGCUACUACUGCCUCAAGGGGCAGCACCUUCCUUCCUGGUUUGAUCCCACCGUCUUUGACCGGGGUAUGGACUGUCAAAGUUGCUCGGCCGGGCAGUUUCAAGCAUUGGACACUGGAAAGUUCUACUGUGAUGAUUGCCCCAAAGGGACAUAUCAACCUGCUGUGGGCAGUUCUGAAUGCCUGAGCUGCCCAACUGGAACUGACCCUGCUGGCUCGUCAUGUUGUCUGGGCUAUGGGCUGAUUGGAUCCACGUGCUCGAUAUGCAGUUUUGGCUAUUAUGGGCAGAAUGGCGCUUGCUUGGUGUGCCCCGCUGGAACCUACGCCGAAGAGGAAGGUUCUGCGAACUGCACGGAGUGUGCUCCAGGGAAGUUCUUAGAUGAUGAUGGAAUGGACUGGAAACUUCAUAUUCUGGAGCUUGCAUGUAGUUGGUGCCCUUUGGGCACCUAUUCCAACACGUCAGGCAGUUCAUCAUGCUGGCCUUGUGCGCCCGGAACUUUCAAUGCAGAGCUGGGCAAGACCGAAUGUACGACCUGCACGCGGGGUGUGGCCUACGCUCCCCAGUCCACGGCCUGUGAGCUGUGUUAUUCCGGGAGUGGGCCGAAUGACCAGCGAGAUGACUGCCCUGCUUGUGACCCAGGCUUCUACUCCACGAGUGGCACGUGCGAAGCCUGUGCUGCAGGGAGGUUUCAAGAUAUGGCAGCGGAGAGUCUGUGCUAUGACUGUGGUCCUGGAACCUAUUCGAAUGGAACCACUUGCCUCUUUUGCCCUGCAGGAAAGACUAGCUCGACAGCGGCAACAUCGUGUUCCGAAUGUCCGCGUGGGAAGGCCGCCAAUUCUGGGGAUCCUCAAUGUGCCUCCUGUGACCCAGGAACCUAUGCAGUUGCUGGAAGUGAAAAUUGCACCCUUUGUGAUGGAGGGAGCUUCUCAAUAUCACAGGCUUUUCAAUGUACAGCUUGCCGGCCAGGGACCGUGUCGGCUCCUGGCUCUCCAGGCUGCUCUCCUUGUGGGGACGGGCAGAUCCCCAACGCAGCACAAGACAUGUGUGUCGACUGUCCAGCUGGGAAGAAGAGAGAUGCCGCGAAGGAUUUGUCCUGCGUUGCUUGUGGCGUCGGCGAAUUCUCAUCCAACGCCUCUUGGACAUGUACUCCCUGUAGCUUCGGGACCUACAGCCUUGCGGACAAGAGCGGCUGCGGUUUGUGCCCCGCAGGGAAGUUCGCCCCGAGGUCCAGUGGAAGUUGCAACUUGUGUGCGGCCGGAUCGAUCCCCGACAUGUACCAAGAAGCCUGUGUGGAGUGCUAUGACGGGGAAUAUGCACUGGCAGGGAACGCCACGUGCACUCUUUGCGAGCCUGGAAAAUACAAUGUAAGGUUUGGCCAGUCCGAAUGCACAGAUUGCCCUGUGGGCAAGUACGUGAACUUUUUUGGAGCAUAUUUUGCUUCUGAUUGCAUGGAUUGCGUGGGGGAAACCACCGCAAGCGCAGGUUCCACCAACGCUAGUGACUGCAUUGUGCCCGACUCCAACCAGGUCUUUGAAUGUGUCGCAGGUAAACCUUGCACGAUUUCCAACUUCACAGGCAUUGGAUUGGUCGAGAAGCACUCGGUCAUGGCCAAGGAAGAGUGGUGCGGGGGCCAGGUUGGCGGUGGUGGCAGCCCGGGUCCUUUCUUGAAUGGCUCACUCCCCUUCGCACGCCGUCUUUAUGGCUACUCCGACGCGCCGGUGAGCGGCUUCGGAUCGGAUGGGCGGUCCGGGCGUGGGAGCACGAACUACACCUGGGCGGGCACGCUCUCGGCGAACCCUGGGAACUAUACACUCUGUUGGUGUGGAGGGCUUAGCAAGACUUGCUCGGAUGGUACCGCCUAUCUCUUUGACGUGGGAGUGAUUUGGGUCGCAGGGCCCUUGAGCGGUCAAGAAUUUUUCUGUGUGAAGGGGCAAUAUUGUGAGAACAAAGGUCCAAUAAGUGGGGUGGGCUUUACAGCUGAAGAUCAAAUCUGGGUUCGCGAUGGCUGCACCAUUGACUUUGCUCGUGCGAGCGGGGUUCAAGCCUCAGUGCCGGCCCAAGUUCAAGCACUGGUGGGAGGCAAUGGGGAGUUAGACCUCUAUGCCAGCAUGGGCUUUAUUGCAGAGGUGCCAGUUGGGUACUAUAAAGCUUGCUGGUGCUCGUCCAAAGGAGAGAAUUGCAGCAGCAUGGAUCUGAGCCCAAGUGCAACUAGCUCCUUGUAUUUGGAAUAUGAGGCUGCAACCAUGGUCAUUGAAGGGCCUGGCACAACUGCCGAGGUCGAAUGCUUCGUGGCGCAGCCAUGCUUAGUUGAUUUGCCCACGACUGAGGGCUGGUCGGUGAAUUUAAAGGGAGGUGACCGACUGUCGGUCCUGGAGCAGUGUGGGCAAGGGAGUCUCCUUCGAGGACUGCCUGGUGUUGGCAUUGCGGAGACUUUCGAUGGAUACUCCUUCCAGUUCAACCAGGAAUCUGACACAAGCAUCUACUUGGAAUCCGACCCUGGUUAUUUCCGCUUGUGUUGGUGCCGGCCCAACAAUGAGACAAAUAUUCCAUGCAACACCUCUGCCGAGUUCAAUGUCGCUGCCGGGCUCUUCAUUGCGACCGCGCCCUACUCGGGGCAAUCCUAUCAAUGCCACAUAGGAUCCUCAUGCAUCUUCACCAGUUCAGACUUCCGGGGCGUGAAUCUGGCGAGUGGCGAUGUGGUCUUGCCCUUGACCACCUGCGGGGGCAGCAGUUUGACAGCUGCAUUCCCUAGGUUUCAGCCCGUCCGUAGCACUGUGAAUGGGAGUGGCUACUACUACCACCUUGGCGAUUUGACGGAUGACGUUUUACCAGAACGGGUGGAGGUCUGUUGGUGCUCAGCCCGUUCGACCAUUUGCAACCAGCAAGUCGGCUUUCGGCGGAUCGUUUUGGAGCUCUAUGUGGUUUGUCCACCAGGGAAGUACGAACUUCCAAUCAGCACCAGGAAGUGCCAGGAAUGUCCGGUUGGAUCUUAUUGUCCUGGGGGCUGGCCUGCUCGGCUUGAGUCAUGUCCAGCUGGAAGCACCUCACCCCGUGCUUCAAGCACUUCGGACCAGUGCCUUUGUCGAGCUGGCUAUUUUUGGGAUUCCACCGCUGGUGCCUGCUUGACCUGUGCCAUUGGCUCCUUCAAGAACUGGGUUGCAAGCAGCAGCUCAUGUCCCAUGUCAUGCCCCAAUGAGACCACCAGUGCUGUGGGCGCUGCCAGUGUGUGGGAAUGCUAUUGCACCGGUGAUGCCAUUGAUACCAACCCCCAGCUCGACAGCUUCACCUGCACGGACUCGAUGCAGUUGUUCGGCAAUUCCAGCGAGACGGACCACUUUGCUGCCACGGAAGCCUCGGUUUUCUCCUUCAACCAGACCUUGAGGGUGACGGACGCAUCCACGGAGACAUUGGUGGCCGAAAUUCGGCAGCAGCUCAGCCAAUUCCUAGAGUUGACCCUGGCUAGCCGAGCUUACAUUGAGUUGGCCGUGCGCCUGGACACGAGCUGGUAUGUGGACUUGACAGUCUGGAGCUCAGAGCGGCCAAUAGCACACCAGCUGCAGAAUAAGUUUGAUCCGGAGCCCUUUGCGGCAUGGAUUUCGUCCAGCGCGAUCGGAACGGCCCUGGACUCAGCCCAAGGUGUGAGUCGUUCAGAGGUGGAGGUUGUGACCCUCCAAUGCCCUGAUGGGCUCGGGCUGCGAGCAGGUCGCUAUGUGAGAGGGAUGCAGGAUUGCCAGUGCCCCCACGGCAUGCAGCCGUCAGUUUCUGGCAGUCCAGGUCUGGAGGAUGGAUGCACCAAGUGCCCCUUGGGAAGUUACAAAUCCUCCGUGGGGGACGUGAGCUGUCAGCCUUGCCCCGAGCCCCUGACGACCACGGUGGACGGAGCCGUGGCCUACUCGACCUGCCGAUACAUUUGCACGCCGGGUUUCUACAACAACGACCCGAAGGUUCCCACGAGCUGCGUGGAAUGUGGUGUGGGCGGCUAUUGCAUUGAUAGCAUCCGUACCCCUUGCCCGCCCUCCGAGAGCACGGUGGAUGCCACAGCGAGUUCCAUCGGCGAAUGCCUUUGUGCCAGCGGCUCCCGGUUUGAAAUUGCGGAGGAAACUGCGGACGAGUGCUUGAAUUGCACCGCCGGGAAGUUCAAGGCGCUGGUGGGUGACCUGGAUUGCAUGGAUUGUGAGGCUGGAAGGUCUUCGGGUCCGGGACAGUCUGCCUGUGAUAUCUGUGACCCAGGGCGCUAUGCCACCAAGGGCUCGGCCACUUGUGAGCCGUGCCCUCCGGGGCGAUAUCUGGAAAGCGAGGCGGCCACUUCCGUGGACGCCUGCGUGAGGUGCCCCAUUGGAACUUGGGGGAAUGAGACUGCAGCAGCCUUGGCCUCCACCUGCAUGCCUUGCAUCUCAGGCUCCACCACCGAGUCAAGGGGAUCCGAUGACGAAAGCUUCUGUGUACGGCCUGAUCCAGAUCAACCUCGAGAAUGUGUUUCAGGACGGCUUUGUACCAUUGAGGGGAUUACUGGCAUCAGCCUUCGCGAUGGGCAUCGGAUGGCGAUCGUGUCCUCCGAGUGUGGCCCUGGGAUGGCAGCGGUCUCCAACAUUGCUGGGAACGGCAUUUCCACCCGUGCGCAGCAAAAUGGCAGCAGCUACAAGUGGGGCAAUGCCGAGCGACGCUUUUGUCCCACCGGCGGUGUCUACAACCUCUGCUGGUGUGCCAACAUGGGAACCACAACAUGUCCCGACCUCAACAACAACUUUCUUCUUUCAGCUGGGCAGCUGAUAGUGGCUGGGCCCUUCAUAGCUCAACUGGAAUGUUUACGGGGUUCCGAUUGCCUCGAUCUGCCCUUCGAGGGCUAUCAGCUCCUGGCCAGCGACUUGGUCGCCGUGCGGCGCGAGGGCUGUGGAGGUGAGGUCGUGGCCCAGAUUUCGACCAUGAACACGGACGGGGUAGGCAGCCUGUCCUCGAACACGUCCAAUGGCAUUACGAACUUUUUCCUGGGCUUCGGAGUCUCAGAUGGGCAGUUGAACUUUCGGCUUUCCAUCGAUGCCAACAAUGCGGGAUAUUACCUGUGUUGGUGUGCCAGCCAAAGAGGUCAGCAGAAUUCCUGCGCCAAUCCAGCGGACUACAAUGUCCCUGCUGGCCGCUUCCGCCUCACUGGGCCCAAUGUGAACCAGGAAAGUGCAUGUGCCGUGGGCCAGGAGUGCGCUGUGAUAGGCAUCCGAGGCGUGAGCAUGCAAAGUGGAGACCGCUUGAUGAUCUUGUCCGACUGCGGGAAAGGCAAACCCAUUUCAGGAAUGCCUGCCAACGGGAUCUUGGAGACUUUGGAUGGCAGCGAUUUUGCCUUUGCAAGCAACGGGAGCAGUAUCCUCCUCUCCGUGCCAGGCAUUUUCCGUAUUUGCUUUUGCCGACCCGUCCUUGGCCAAGGUUGUGACACAUCCGCGGGCUUCCAAGCCAAAGUCGGCUUGAUGACGGCCAGUGGGCCCUUUGAGCAGACGACCGUUUGUGAGUUGGGUAGCAAUUGCACCGCUGAAUUCUUUGGCGUCGGCUUGGACAUAGGUGACCGGCUCCUAUUCACCUUUGGUGCCUGUGGCACUCCGGGUGGGCUCCAUGGUCAAGGCUAUCCAGCCUUGCGGGAGCCGCUUCUCCUGGAACAAGGAACCAGCCUUCAGGUGACCUUGGGCGAGCUGCCGUUGACAGCGAAUCCAGGGCUCUUCUCCAUGUGUUGGUGUGUUAAGACGGCCUCCUGCAUCAACGAGACUGAGUUCCAAGCGCCGGCUGGGCAACUGCAGGUGGAUUGCCCUGCUGGGACCUAUGCAGUCGGACCUUCUUCAGGCCAGACCUGCGAGAGGUGCACGCGGGGUUACUACUGCGCGGGCGGGCGGCCGCAAGUGGCUGCGCGCAUCGCGUGCCCAGAGGGACAGAUCACGCUGGCCAUGGGUUCGGUGAGCAUCGAUGCCUGCGUUUGUGCGCGCGGCUACCAGUACGACGUGAGCUCCAGAAGUUGUGUCGCCUGUGAGGUGGGUUCCUACAAGAGCGCGGCUGGGAAUGCUGACAGCUGCCAGCUGUGCCGCAGUGGCUUUAGCACCUUCAGCACUGGAUCCCUCGCUGAUGCAUCCUGCCUUCCGCUCGCGGUCAUCGAUCCGUCCCUGGCCGCCACAGAUGGCACCGGCGAUGGCACCGGCGAUGGCACCGGGAACGAGUCCAACGGCUCCAACGCGACCAGCACCGGCGGGACGAUCAUUGGCCCACAAGAGCAGUUGGAGGUACCGGCCGUCACCUUCAACAUGUCUCUGGGCAAUGUGCCGCCCAGCGACGAUAUUGAGGAACUCCGGGCACAGCUCGUUAUCGUGUUCCGAAGCACCGUCGCGGUAUCCACGCGAAGCACCCCUGACGCGAUCCGAGUGGAGAUCUUUGGACUCGAACAGCUCAGCAAUAGCACGGCCGGGCGACGAUUGUUUGGCCUGUUGCCGGUGGCGACCGUCACCAUCAACCAACGGACGCACGAUGAAGCAGUUCAAGUCUCUACAGAUCUGGAUGUGAACAUCCUCUCAAGUGAGAUUGUGGCUGCUGUCGAGAAACACCCGACCUUGAGCCAGAACAACUUCUACCUUAUUGCGGAGGCGGCGGUGUCCAUCACAAACGCCGUGGUGAUAUGUCCAGCUCACCAGUCAGUGCCACCAGGUUUUCCCGUUGUAAGUGAAGAAGAUUGCAAGUGCAGCCCUGGAUAUGGCUAUGACUCUGCAUCAGCCUUGUGCAUGGUGUGUCGUGAGGGCGAGUACAAGGAAGCCACUGGGGACGUGAUUUGCACCAAGUGCCCUGCGAACAAGACGACGCCGGAAAGAGGUUCCACAUCCGCUGGUCAGUGUGACUGUAUAGCCGGCCUCACGCGCUAUGCGGAUGACACCUGUGGCACCUGCCCCAUUGGCUUCUACUGCCCUGGAUCGGAUGGGAUCAGCAUCCAGUGCCCUCCGAGCUCCACCACCAUCACUCAAGGCAAGCAGAAAUCCGACUGUGUUUGCGUGGCGGGCUAUAGCAAGAACAACAUCGCAGACGAUCCAUGGUGCGAGCCGUGCCCCCGGCGGAAAUACAAGGAAUUCAGCGGGAAUUCGGGAUGCACUCUGACCUGCCCCGCGGGGUCCGAUAGUGAAGAAGGCUCCACCAGCUUGAGCGACUGCUAUUGCAAUCCCGGCUUUCAUGCCGACUUGGAUGACCUGGAGCAGCUGGAAGCAUGCAAGCCCUGCAGCUCCUACACAGGCCUUGUCUGCCCCGGCGGUUUUGAAGAGAAUGGGAAUCUCAGCAACGGGGAGAGGGUGCAUGUGCAGCCAAGAGCUGUGUCCGGAUAUUUUCAGACAGGGCUCUCCUCAGCCCAAGAGUGUGCUGUUCUUUUAAGCAAUGGCACCAGCACGUGUGGUGGUGGCGCUGCCUGCGUGGCCAUACGUACCUUUCAACCAGCUCCGUGGGGCUGCCACGGCACCUAUGGCAAUGCCUGUGCAGAAGGUGCCAGCGGCAUGCUUUGCGGCGAAUGCUCCGAGGGAUGGGCCAGGGAGCAGUACCCACAGCAGUGCCUGCGCUGUUUUGAGCUCUCCUCUCUUUUUCUCACCGGCGCCAUCCUGUGGGAGAUCUUUCAGAAGGCUCUCUUCAACUUCGUGGUGGCCGCAAUGGCGGCCACGGCCGCUGUGAAGGGCAGCACGAAACUGCACACCUCUAUGAUCCGUAUUGCCUCCCAGUUCCUCGCUGCCUGUUCAGUCCUCACACAGUUCAACUUGGAGCGGCUUCCUGGAUUUGAUUGGGCCCAACGUGCGGAACGCAUGAAGUUGGAGACCGCCUGCUCCGCCUCCAAUGCGACGAACACCAGUGGCUGCGACACCCAGCAGGAGAUCAAGUUUCCCUGGCCGGAAAACGUCACCGCUGCCUUGCGGGAGAUCUUUUCGGUGAUGAAUAUUGCGCCUCAAUUGGCUUCCGUGGACUUCCAGAUCCAAUGCCAUGCAGAGGAGUUGCUCCCGGGCGAUCAGAUGGGGAAGAACUUGGCACCUGCGAUCUAUUACAUCUCCAGCCCCCUGCUGGCCAUGUUGAUGGUCAUUUUGCUGUGUGGCUUUAUCGCGCAUGUGGUGAUUCCUCUGGGCCACCGCUACGGUUUGGCGUUCAACAACGUGGCACAAGCGGCACAACAGAAGUCUAAGGCGGUUGAGAAGCUGAAAAUGGCCAUGGAAGGCCACCUGCUGGACUAUGGACUCACCUGGAAGGAUGUAGAGGACUCCCAAAUCUUGGAGGAUCAUUCUGAGGGAACCCUGCACCACGCGGCCAUGGAGCCUGAUGAGUUCAUCACAGGUGGCUUGGCUUUCCGCAAGCCCUUGGCUGUGAAGAUGUGCUUACACUUUUUGGAGGUGGACUCCUUAGCAGCAAAGCUGAUUGCAGCGGCAGGGUUGUCGUGGGAGGAGUUUGCGGAGAACCCAAGCUUCCUGGUGAUGGAGCUCGAAGCGGAGGAUGAAGGUCUUCAAGCUGGAGCGACCGGGAUGAAACUCCCCGAGCGUCUUCUCAAGACAUUCGUCUUGCGCGCUUUGGUUUGGAAGGUCAUGGCUAAGUACAAGCAGCCAGCGGGGCAGUUCGUAGAAAUCGAGUUGCUCGCGAAUGCUGUGGCAAAACACCAAGAAUCCGUGGCGGAUUUUCAGAAGUUGGCCGCCAACAAGAUGCUUUUUGACUCCUCGGUGCGUCAUUGUGGGAGGCUGCUGAGGGCGGAGAUGCGGGACAACGAAGACGUGGCCGAAAAGCAGGAGGCGGACGCGACUGAGGAGGAGGAGGAAUUGGAUCCAGCCAUCUUGGACUUUGGGCUCUUCACUCCUAGGCCUGGUCUCUUGGAGCUCAUCCGCCUCUCACAGCCUGUCUUCUGGGUGUUGCUCCUCAGCAUGUGGCCUGAGCUGCUAUCGAAAUUUCUUCAAAUGGUCUGGUGUGCGCCAAUCUCGGGGGAUGAUGGGGAGGGGCAACUUCUGGUCGAGAUGCGUCUGCUGCCUCAUCCUGAUGUCGUUUGCUGGAGUUAUGACCAUCUUUCGAUGGCGGUGAUUGCGUGCAGUGGAUUGUUUAUUUGGUGCCUUGCUACUCCGCUCGUCCUGUUCCACCAGAUCUAUCGGCUGAAGGACCGCCAGAACCCUGAGAACUUCAGGAGAUAUGGCUACUUCAUUGAAGGCUACGAGCCGAAGUUCUGGUGGUGGGACAUCCUGGUGAAGCGUGUAGACAUUGGCUUGAUGAACAUUGUGACCUACACCUCCAUUGCCAAUGAUGAGAAAGCAAAGCUUUUGCUCUUCCCUUUCGUGUCCGGCUGCAUGCUUGCGGUUGCUGCAUGGUAUCAGCCCUUUGCAAAUACACAAGCCGAAAUCUUGGACUUCCUGGAGAUGUGCCUCUUGAGCUUUCGCUUCUUCUUCUUCAGCAUGAUUGCGGUCUUGCUGAUCUUUCAUCCCAGCACGAACCUUACCUUCGGGGUGGCCGUUUUUUUGGCCUGCUUGCUGGGGGCCUUCUGCCUCUAUUUCUGCCUGCACAUUGUCCGCCAGCUGCUGCGGCGUCCCCUUGACGGCCCUGGUGAUGACAGCGAAGAUGACGUGCCUGAGGACGAGGACAAGAAAAAGAAGGCCGCACCAGAGCCGACGCCACAUAAGAAGAGCGGGCUGAGGCGCUUUGUAGGAGCUUUGAUGCGCCUGGUGCAGCCCUUCCGGGAGGCUGACGACGAACAAGUUUUUGUGGAGUGGUCGAUGGACGAUGACUCAUGCCGUGUGGUCUAUGCCAGCGAGAUUCUUCACCGCCAGAAGAAGAGAGGCAGACUCAGGACUACAGUUACUUCGUGGGCCAAGGCCGCGCGGUCUCAGAUUUUGCGGAUGGGCCCUGUCUUCCAGAGGCGCACGAUUGCCAAGGCCUUGGACGAAUUCACGGCGUUGUGGUUGGACGAGAUUGGUGAGAGCAGCCUGCCGGUGGACACGGUCCAGGUCCUUUGCGCCUUGACCUCUUCAGUGAAGGGAGUGCCCAGCAAAACGCCCAAGAAGAAGCUGGCCGCCAAGUGGAGGCAGAAGGUGGAGGACCUGCUGCAUCAUCAUCAUAUCUUCCACAAGGACGACGAGGAGGGAGCAGGCCACCGCGCCAAUGUUUGGCAUUUCAUGCCAGAUGAGAUUCUGGACAUGACGCAACGCCUGGGCAAGCUCUCAGUCGAAGAUGCCCUAUUCCUGGUGACCGGCGCGCAGAGUGCCCUCCAGGCCUAUCGUAUGAGACAGGCGAAGACCGUGAUCAUUCGAGAAACUCCGGAGGAGGAGGAGGAGGAUGCUGAUGUCAAUGAACCCACAAAUGAAGAAGGUGGGGGAAGUGAAGAAGGACCAACAACCAGAGACAAGGGGGUGCAGACCACCUUGAGCUCAGCGAAGAAGAAUCAAGCCGAGAAAGCCAAACAUGAAGAAGAUGAAGACCUUGCAGGUGACGCUCUGGUCGCCGAGGCGGGCCCCGCAGCGGAAUUGGCACCACGCCACCCCACAACCUCGAGCGCCCGGGGACGGUCGCCCUCCCCACACGAGGAGGGCAACCAGAACCAGCUUGAGUCUCAGGAAAGCCUGAGGAGUGUGGUUCCUGAUGUGGAGGGGCCUCGGCAGCUGGACCACCUGUGAAUGCGAGGGAAGAGGUGUGAGGACGACCUGGCGAGGCUGCGGAGAAGCUGCGCGGUCCGGAGUUUUGUGUUUGAAGGACAUGCGAGGGCGUGUGACCUCAGCUCAGAAGCACUGAGGCUUAGUUGACAUCCAGACGCGCCAUAGGCGAUAGUGGUCAGUGUAUAUAGUUAAUUGGCGUACCCUCAUUGAGAAGAGCACAUCGAUGUCGGUCAAAUGAUUUUCAACCCAUGUUUCUCUUGCCUUCUAUUUGUGCUCCUGCUGUCGCCACCAGAGAGCGGGGCAGAGACUUCUAUGUGCUAGAUGUUGUGAGGGUGGCAGAGCCCAAUUCAUUUUUCAGAUGGGAGGUGGUUGCCGC
Molecule: messenger RNA, 13087 nt
Organism: Durusdinium trenchii
Lineage: Eukaryota; Dinophyceae; Suessiales; Symbiodiniaceae
Source: the annotation of a GenBank genome assembly